UGCUGCGUGCCUUACACGUGACUGUUUUGCUGGUUAAAUUUUACGGGGAAGCGAAAGAAUGCAGGGCUUGUCUAUUUUAUUAACCAAUGCAACAUUUUAAUCUCAUAAACGUCUGUAGCACAUCACUUGGUCUUAUUUUACAAACUUCCCACCUCACUCCCCUUAGACCUAAUGUACAGUUAACAAUGAAGUUAUAAGGUAAUAAGAACAGGUGACGCACCUUUAAGCAAUGGGGUGGGGGGUAAUAACUUUUAAUUGAGGGUGGGUGACCUGAAAUUGGGCAAAAGAUAGCACUUAAUUACAGCAAGACUUUUAACAGCGCUUGGGGGCGUUUAAUUAAACAAGCAGUAAUGCCCCACAGCGUGGGCUUCAUUUGGGAAACACCGACCACCCAGGGGUGUUGCAACAGAGGGCCUCCUUACCUGAGGAAAUUCCUAUAGGGCCUCAACGGCACUCUGAAGAGACUUACCGCGCUUUCAACCCAGUUGAACAGAUCUUCUUUUACCAAAGCUGAGACAUUGCCACCUAACCUAUCAAAUGUGAAGCAAUGAAAGGAAAUGUACUUUAAAAUUUGCAAUAUGUAAGUUGGAACCAUAAACCACAAGUCUAUAAUAGUACAGAUAUCAACAUCUUCCAAGUAGAGGAAAACAUCUGAAUCACCCAUGCACACAGCUGCCGUGAAAUUUUCCAUGGAGAAGGCAUACAGGCCAGAUUGGGAGUUCCCAGUUAUCUAAAAACCUAAUACGAGCAGUUAAACAUUGAAAGACUUCUAAAUCACGAAUGGCAUUGUUCAAGAAGAAUAGAUGAUAAACUGAGUAUAUUAAAGAAGGAAUGAUGACUAAGGCCUUUGCUAACUACGAUUAAUGAACAUGACCUUAUCCCAUAGGUAAUGGACUACUCAUAAUAGUAAAAUAAUUCAUAAGACAGAUGGCAGGCUCUUGUCACAACCUAAGAUAAAGGAUAACAAUGUUUUAUUCCCCUGUGUUGGAUGAUUUCAUUGAAGAUGCCCCCAGGAGCCUGAGAUUCAAGAUAACAUUACAGAAGAAGAAUAAGCUGAGGUGCUGAUAUUAGCCACAAUUCCAAGCCACCUAGAGUUCCAGAGAUGUUAUUCAGAAUGCAUAUGGGAAGUCCCACAAAGACUUGGCUUGUGUUGAGAUAGUAUGAAAUAAAAAGGUUAACUCGAGUGUUUAAGAAAAAAGACAAUGUGGAGAAGAUCAAUUUGUCACCAGAUGUCCAGGUAGAAGUACGUCAUGAAUCCAAACAGGAAAUGAAGAACAACAAACUUCAGCAAAGAACAAAAAUGAAUUUAAUUUGCAGUCAACUUCCUGGUGCUGUAGAUUAUUUUGAGGAAGAAUCUGACAAAGAAGAGAUGUUCAGUGGUGGAGGUUAUGAAACAUCAAAUAAAUUAGCUGAAAAGCGUGCUGAAAUAAAGGAUGCCACUGAAGACUCUAGACAAGUAAAGAAGCUCAAUGAUUGCUGCAAUGAAAUGAUGCUUGCAACAGAACCCAGUACUUCAGCAAGUUUUCCAGACACAUCUGGUGGUGGUUUGCCUCGACAGGAAGCAACAGUGGCUCCAGAGGCUGAUAAAAAAAAUGACCAUCCACAGUCCGGUCACAUGAUGGAAUCUGUGCGAUCAGAAAAGCCAAAGGCCAAGCUAGGUGAACCCGUCAAAAAAAGAAAAAAGAAAACUGAUGUUUAUCCCGAGUCCAGCCACAUAACAGAAACUUUGACAUCAAAAAUCUCACAGACCAAAGUGGAGAGGUCUACAAAAGUAAAAUUAGCCUGUACUGACACUGUAGAACACACAAACCACAUAAAUGAGAUGGAAAAAACAGAAGUGAAACCUGAAGUUCAAAGUGAUGAUGAUGACCUUUGCUUGGUAGGUAUAGAAAAUGAAUGUUCCUAA
Protopterus annectens (West African lungfish) is the source of this 1906-nucleotide messenger RNA. RefSeq lists its product as uncharacterized. The transcript is spliced from 5 exons. NCBI's taxonomy places the organism in Eukaryota, Metazoa, Chordata, Ceratodontiformes, Protopteridae. The record is from RefSeq and is a predicted model, not a curated record. The coding region runs from base 1268 to 1906 and encodes 212 amino acids.